ACCGGAACUUAGAUUUAGAGGAAAUUCGGCAAAAGACCAAGGUAUCCGAGUGGGAGGCUGAAUUACAUGAAAAUAAACGAUAGAUACUUAAAGGAUUAAGAGCAGGGAACUUAAAACAAGCUUGGACUUUAGAAUACAAUGUCUUCAUUUGAUCCUAAAGAGCACCCCCAUAUACGAUACAAUCCUCUGAUGGAGGAGUGGGUCACAGUAUCACCUCACCGCAUGAAGAGGCCUUGGAAGGGGCAGGUGGAAAAACCAGAGGAAGAGGAGAUCCCUAGUUAUGACCCUAACAAUUCUCUGUGCCCGGGAAACACUAGGUCCGGCGGAAAAGUGAAUCCAGACUACACGGGCACCUUUCUGUUUGAGAAUGAUUUCCCCGCCCUUCUGAAGGACGGACCCGCACCACCCCCGAGCCCUGACCCCCUGUUUCAGUCGUCCCCUGCCUACGGGACGUGUCAGGUGAUGUGCUUCCACCCCCGGUCCGACCUGACCCUCCCCCUGAUGUCCCAAACUGAAGUCAGAGAGGUCAUUGAUAAGUGGGCAGAAAUCAACACAGACCUGGGAAAGAAAUACACCUGGGUACAGAUUUUUGAAAAUAAAGGAAACAUCAUGGGCUGUUCUAAUCCCCACCCACACUGUCAGGUGUGGGCCAGUUCCUAUUUUCCAAAUGAUCCCGCUAAAAAACACAGAACACAGAAAGACUAUUAUGACAAACACAAACUCCCAAUGUUAGUGGACUACGUUAAAAAAGAACUCCAGAAACAGGAGAGGUUGGUCCUACAGAAUGACCACUGGGUUUGGCUGGUUCCCUACUGGGCCGUCUGGCCGUACGAGACGAUGCUCCUCCCCAAACGACACGUUCUACGAAUCGAGGAUCUGAAUUCGGAGGAAAGGGACGCAUUAGCGGACAUCAUGAAAAAGCUCCUGACAAAGUAUGACAACAUAUUCGAGGUCUCAUUUCCUUACUCCAUGGGCUGGCAUGGUGCCCCUACAGGGGAGUAUCUCCAACAAGAUAACAGCCACUGGCAGCUCCAUGCUCUUUACUUCCCCCCUCUACUGAGAUCAGCUACAGUCAAGAAAUUCAUGGUGGGCUAUGAGAUGUUGGCCCAGUCUCAGCGAGAUUUAACAGCAGAACAGGCAGCAGAGAAGCUGAAAAGUUUACCAGAUUUGCAUUAUAAAUCAAAGAAUUCUUAACGAAUCCAGAGACUUAGUGCUUUCCAAUUUACCAAAUCUGCAUUAUACACCACAGAAACCUUACCCACAGACUUCGCGCUGGGGUAGUGCCAAACGUCAGGGUCCCUGCUGUGUUCUGAUCAUGUAUAGUAUUAUAAAUAAAAUGU
This is a messenger RNA of Saccostrea cuccullata (small rock oyster), 1340 nucleotides long. Its product is annotated as galactose-1-phosphate uridylyltransferase-like. Lineage: Eukaryota; Metazoa; Mollusca; Bivalvia; Ostreida; Ostreidae. The transcript has 10 exons. Gene Ontology annotation, cellular component: cytoplasm. The record is from RefSeq and is a predicted model, not a curated record. Gene Ontology annotation, biological process: beta-D-galactose catabolic process via UDP-galactose, Leloir pathway. Bases 139 to 1194 code for a protein of 351 amino acids. Gene Ontology annotation, molecular function: UDP-glucose:hexose-1-phosphate uridylyltransferase activity; zinc ion binding.